UGACACAAGGAUGACUCAUUUUCCGCCAGCGAUUCGUUUUCCCCAAAACUCAGAAGUGACUGUUGAGGGCAAACACCCACCAGGCACAAAAGUCGGGUGUCUAGAAAUCGACAGGCCUUUAGCUGUAAGUCAAAUAGAGUGAUCACAGUGUCAACGGAUGAACGUCACAAAAGCUCUUUAAGUGAACUCCACCUUUGCGUUGAGUCACCAUUCAUGAGAGAAUCUUCGACCCAACAUGGCUUCAAUCAAGUUGACGUUGGUGGCUUUGCUGGCCAUCACACUCUUAAUGUCAGUCAGUCCUGACUCCUCGUCCUCCUCCUCGUCUUCCUCAGAAGAGGAAUCAGAUGAUGAACGUGAGGAUGAAUGUGGAUCAGAAAACGAAGGAACUGAAAGAGGAGAAAAUGAAGAAGAAUCUGAGGGAGGAGAAAACGAAGAUGGGUCCGAAGGAGGAGAAAAUGAAAAAGAAUCAAAUGGAGGAGAAAACGAAGAAACUGAAGGAGGAAAAAAUGAAACAGAAUCCAAUGGAGGAGAAACUGAAGGAACUGAAGGAGGAAAAAAUGAAACAGAAUCAAAUGGAGGAGAAAAUGAAGGAAGUGAAGGAGGAGAAAAUGAAAAAGAAUCAAAUGGAGGAGAAAACGAAGGAACUGAAGGAGGAGAAAAUGAAAAAGAAUCAAAUGGAGGAGAAAACGGAGAAAUUGAAGAAGGAGGAAAUGGAGGGACUGAGAAUGAAAACGAAGAGAGUUAUGACAAUGCCUGUCAAAAUAACACCUGCCUCACUGCAGUCAUCUGUGACGGUCAGACGGACACGAUCAAUUGUACUGCCCCUCAAAUGAUCGAAGUACAUGUGGCCACUUACGGGCGUCAGGGGAAAACGUUUUGCUGGUCGGCGGAAAUGGAGGACACCAAUCAGAAUUUGAACUGCACCACCGACAUUACUAGUCUUGUGGCUAAUAGAUGUGAAGAGAGGUCUGUGUGUGACAUCCCGUAUUUCAACGGCACUCUGCCUAUAGACCCUUGCCAAGGCACAGACAAGUACAUAUGGAUUGGAUACCAGUGUGUCUGACAGAAUCAAGUUCAAUCACUUGGGCGGAUCCAAGAUGAAAACUUUUCAUUUUAUCUAAAAAAAAAAAAAAAAAAAAAAAAACGUACCCAGUAAAGUUAGCAAAAACUAACAAAACAAAACAUUACCUCAAUUUUGGUUUUGGUCGGUUAAAGUUGGGACAUAAGUCAAUAGUGGUCAUAACGUGUUUUAAUAAUUUGAAGGGAAUUAUGUACACAUUUAAAAAUUGACAAAA
This is a messenger RNA of Hippocampus comes (tiger tail seahorse), 1295 nucleotides long. RefSeq lists its product as uncharacterized. The transcript has 7 exons. The coding region runs from base 236 to 1063 and encodes 275 amino acids. The record is from RefSeq and is a predicted model, not a curated record. NCBI's taxonomy places the organism in Eukaryota, Metazoa, Chordata, Actinopteri, Syngnathiformes, Syngnathidae. Gene Ontology annotation, molecular function: carbohydrate binding.